GAUGGUUUAACAGUCUACCCAGCACAGCGUCAUCUUGUCUCCCUACCAGGAAGCAGGCUGUGAGCCAAGGGGAAGGCAGAGGACAGAUAUGAGCGUGUCCCCAAGAUUUCCUGGUGGUUUAUGGCAUUCUCCAAACUCCUAUGCAAGGUCUGUGCCUGACCAAGAAGACCCAAGGAGACCUUCUCAGAAAUCAAGUCCGGAUGAAGAACUAAGAGAAAAAAAGUGAAUAUGGUUUUUGCUCACAGAAUGGAUCACAGCAAGCCACCUUUGGUUAUUCCUACACCCCUGGUGUCCCUCCAGAACCACAGCUGCACUGAAACAGCCACGCCUCUGCCAAGCCAUGACCUGAUGGAUUUAUAUGAGGAGCCCAACUGGAUGAGCAACAGAACAGACCUUCAAUAUGGACUGAAACCGGGGGAAGUGGCCACAGCCAGCAUUUUCUUUGGGGCUCUGUGGUUGUUUUCUAUCUUUGGCAACUCCCUGGUUUGUUUGGUUAUCCAUAGGAGCAGGAGGACUCAGUCUACCACCAACUACUUUGUGGUCUCCAUGGCCUGUGCUGACCUUCUCAUAAGCGUGGCCAGCACUCCAUUUGUCCUGCUCCAGUUCACCACUGGAAGGUGGACAUUGGGUACCGCAAUGUGCAAGAUGGUGCGAUACUUUCAAUAUCUCACCCCAGGUGUCCAGAUCUACGUUCUCCUCUCCAUCUGCAUUGACCGGUUCUACACCAUUGUCUACCCACUGAGCUUCAAGGUGUCCAGAGAAAAAGCCAAGAAAAUGAUUGCAGCAUCAUGGAUCUUUGAUGCAGCCUUUGUGACCCCUGUGUUCUUUUUCUAUGGCUCCAACUGGGACAGUCACUGUAACUAUUUCCUCCCUUCCUCUUGGGAAGGAACUGCUUACACUGUCAUCCACUUCUUGGUGGGCUUUGUGAUUCCAUCUGUCCUCAUAAUCUUAUUUUACCAGAAGGUCAUAAAGUAUAUUUGGAGGAUAGGUACUGAUGGCCGAACAGUGAGGAGGACAAUGAACAUUGUCCCAAGGACAAAAGUGAAAACAGUCAAGAUGUUCCUCAUUUUAAAUCUGUUGUUCUUGUUUUCUUGGCUGCCUUUUCAUGUAGUUCAGCUGUGGCACCCCCAUGAACAUGAUUAUAAGAAAAGUUCCCUUGUUUUCACAGCUGUCACAUGGAUAUCCUUUAGUUCUUCAGCCUCUAAACCUACUCUGUAUUCAAUUUAUAAUGCCAAUUUUAGGAGAGGAAUGAAAGAGACUUUUUGCAUGUCCUCAAUGAAAUGUUACCGAAGCAAUGCCUAUACUAUCACAACAAGUUCAAGGAUGGCCAAAAAGAACUAUGUUGGCAUUUCAGAAAUCCCUCCCAUAGCCAAAACUGUAACCAAAGACUCAAUCUAUGAUUCAUUUGACAGAGAAGCCAAGGAAAAGAAGCUUGCUUGGCCCAUUAACUCAAAUCCACCAAAUACUUUUGUCUGAUUUCUCAGAAUUCUUUCAAUUAUUGUUAUGUGUCAGAGAUUAAAAAGCUUUAACUAUAAAAACAAAAUUUUUACAUUUUUUUCACUCAGCUGAGUUAUUUUGUAAAAUGUACCCAUUUAUUGGUAAUACUUGUGGUUUUUAUUCUAGUUGCUUUUUUAAAAAAUUAUUUAUUUAUUGUAAUUAGGUAUAUAUGAUGGCAGAAUGCAUUUUGAUUCAUUGUACACAAUUGCAGCACAACUUUUCAUUUCUGAUUGUACAUGAUGUAAUGUCGCACCUUAUAUGCAGUCAUACACGUACCUAGGGUAAUAAUGUCCAUCUCAUUCCACCAUCUUUCCUGCCCCCAUACCUCCUCCUCCCUCCUCUUUACCCAAUCAAAGUUCCUCCAUUUUUCCAUGCCUGCCCUUCCUUAUGGAUCAGCACCCACUUAUCAGAAAGAACAUUUGGCCUUUGGAUUUUUGGGAUUGGCUUACUUCACUUAGCAUGAUAUUUUCUAACCCUAUCCAUUUACCUGCCAAUGCCAUAAUUUUAUUCUCUUUUAAUGUUGAGUAAUAUUCCAUUGUGUAUAUAUACCAGUUUCUUUAUCCAUUUGUCUACUGAAGGUUGGUUCCACAAUUUAGCUAUUGUGAAUUAUACUACUAUAAACACUGAUGUGGCUGCAUUACUAUAGUAUGCUGAUUUUAAGUCCUUUGGAUAUAGCCUGAGGAAUGGGAUAGCUGGGUCAAAUGGUGGUUCCAUUCUAAGUUUUCUAAGGAAUCUCCAUACUGUUUUCCAAAGUGGUUGCACCAAUUUGCAGUCCCACCAGCAAUGUAUGAGUGUACCUUUCCCCCCACAUCCUUGCCAACACUUAUUGUUGUUUCUAUUUCUUUCUAUUUCUAUUCUGUUGU
This is a messenger RNA of Marmota monax (woodchuck), 2360 nucleotides long. RefSeq names its product G protein-coupled receptor 19 (gene Gpr19). Gene Ontology annotation, molecular function: G protein-coupled receptor activity. The coding region runs from base 229 to 1476 and encodes 415 amino acids. NCBI's taxonomy places the organism in Eukaryota, Metazoa, Chordata, Mammalia, Rodentia, Sciuridae. The record is from RefSeq and is a predicted model, not a curated record. Gene Ontology annotation, biological process: G protein-coupled receptor signaling pathway. The transcript is spliced from 2 exons. Gene Ontology annotation, cellular component: plasma membrane.